Molecule: messenger RNA, 2994 nt
Organism: Hyaena hyaena (striped hyena)
Lineage: Eukaryota; Metazoa; Chordata; Mammalia; Carnivora; Hyaenidae
Gene: CHD1L
Product: chromodomain helicase DNA binding protein 1 like
Exons: 23
Coding region: 23-2722 (899 amino acids)
Biological process (GO): DNA repair; chromatin remodeling
Cellular component (GO): nucleus
Molecular function (GO): ATP binding; DNA helicase activity; ATP-dependent chromatin remodeler activity
Source: RefSeq, a predicted model, not a curated record
CGGGGCGGAGCCUGUCUGCUGGAUGGAGCGUGAGAGUACCGGGACGUGUGGUGGCCGCGUGCCCGCCUUCUUAGUGGCCCUUCAGACCCGGAGCCGAGCCGUGGCGGCGCGGGCUCGGGUGCAAGAGCAGGACCUAAGGCAGUGGGGCCUGACAGGGAUUCAUUUGCGUCCUUAUCAACUGGAGGGGGUCAACUGGCUAGCCGAGUGCUUCCAUUGUCAGAAUGGCUGCAUCCUGGGAGACGAGAUGGGCCUGGGUAAGACCUGCCAGACCAUUGCUCUCUUCAUUUAUUUGGCAGGAAGAUUAAAUGAUGAAGGACCAUUUCUGAUUCUUUGCCCCUUGUCUGUUUUGAGCAACUGGACAGAAGAGAUGGAGAGGUUUGCUCCAGGGCUUUCCUGUGUCACAUAUGCAGGUGACAAAGAGGAGAGAGCCCGGCUACAGCAGGACAUGAAACAAGAGUCUCGUUUUCAUGUGCUGCUAACUACCUAUGAGAUUUGCUUAAGAGAUUCAUCAUUUCUAAAAUCCUUCCCUUGGAGCGUUCUUGUUGUGGAUGAAGCUCACAGGUUGAAAAACCAAAGCUCCUUGCUGCAUAAGACACUUUCAGAGUUCUCAGUAGUCUUCAGUCUCCUGUUGACCGGAACUCCCAUCCAGAACAGCCUCCAAGAGCUCUACUCACUGCUCAGUUUUGUGGAGCCUGAUAUAUUUCCCAAGGAGCAGGUGGGAGAUUUUGUUCAGCAUUACCAGGAUAUCGAGAAAGAGUCUGAAUCAGCAAGUGAGCUACACAAACUCUUGCAGCCGUUUCUGCUGAGGCGGGUGAAAGCCGAGGUCGCCACAGACCUUCCCAAGAAGACAGAGGUAGUGAUCUACCACGGCCUGUCAGCACUGCAGAAAAAGUGCUACAAGGCCGUGCUGAUGAAAGACCUAGAUGCAUUUGAAAAUGAGACAGCAAAGAAAGUGAAACUUCAGAAUGUCUUGUCUCAGCUUCGAAAGUGUGUGGAUCACCCAUAUUUGUUUGAUGGUGUGGAGCCAGAGCCUUUUGAAAUUGGAGAGCACUUGAUUGAGGCCAGUGGGAAACUUCAUCUACUGGAUAAGCUCCUGGCCUUCCUAUAUUCCAGGGGCCAUCGAGUUUUACUUUUCUCCCAGAUGACCCAGAUGUUGGAUAUUCUCCAAGACUACAUGGACUACAGAGGAUACAGCUAUGAGCGUGUGGAUGGUUCUGUGAGAGGAGAAGAGAGACACCUGGCCAUUAAGAACUUUGGACAGCAGCCCGUUUUUAUCUUUCUCCUGAGUACCAGGGCAGGUGGAGUGGGCAUGAACCUAACGGCUGCAGAUACCGUUAUUUUUGUUGACAGUGAUUUCAAUCCUCAGAAUGACUUGCAGGCUGCUGCCAGGGCUCACCGGAUCGGCCAGAACAAGUCUGUUAAAGUUAUUCGGCUGAUUGGCCAAGAUACUGUGGAGGAAAUAGUCUGUAGGAAAGCAGCCUCCAAACUCCAGCUCACCCACACAGUCAUAGAGGGAGGCCACUUUACUAUGGGGGCCCAGAAACCUGCAGCUGAUGCCGACCUCCAGCUGAGUGAGAUUCUCAAAUUUGGUUUGGAUAAACUGCUCUCAUCUGAGGGGAGCACCAUGGAUGAGAUAGACCUGGAGACGAUCCUGGGAGGAACGAGAAACGGCCAGUGGAUCUCUGAUGCCUUGCCUACAGCAAAAGGAGGAAUCCGGGAGUGCGAGGAAGGCAAAAACCAUAUGUACUUAUUUGAAGGUAAAGAUUAUUCCAAGGAACCAAGUAAAGAAGACAGAAAGUCAUUUGAGCAACUGGUAAAGCUUCAGAAAACCCUUUUGGAGAAAACAACUCAAGAGGGUCGAUUACUUCGAAAUAAAGGCAGUGCUCUGCUCCCAGGUCUUGCAGAGGGCUCUGGCAAAAGGAAGCGGAUUCUGAGCCCAGAGGAAGUGGAGGACAGAAGGAAGAGGAGACAAGAGGCGGCAGCCAAGAGAAAGAGACUAAUGGAGGAGAAGAAGAGGAAAAAGGAAGAAGCAGAACACAAAAAAAAGAUGGCCUGGUGGGAGUCCAACAAUUACCAGUCCUUCUGCCUGCCUUCCGAGGAGAGCGAACCGGAAGACCUAGAGGGCCGGGAAGGUGAGAGCUCUGCCCAGCUGGAUUAUGAAGACCCAGAGUCAACUGCCAUCAAGUAUGUUAGCGGUGACGUCACCCACCCCCAAGCUGGGACGGAGGACGCGGUCAUCGUUCACUGUGUAGAUGACUCUGGCCGCUGGGGCAGAGGUGGUUUAUUCACAGCUUUGGAAACAAGAUCCGCUGAGCCAAGAAAAAUAUAUGAGCUAGCUGGGAAAAUGAAAGACUUGACAUUAGGAGCUGUCCUUUUAUUUCCUGUUGAUGAUAAAGAGUCAAGAAACAAAGGGCAAGAUUUGUUGGCCCUGAUUGUGGCUCAGCACCGUGAUCGCUCCAAUGUCCUGUCUGGCAUUGAAAUGGCAGCCCUAGAAGAAGGCCUGAAGAAGAUAUAUUUAGCAGCAAAGAAAAAGAACGCAAGUGUUCAUCUUCCACGCCUUGGACAUGCCACGAAAGGUUUUAACUGGUACGGUACCGAGCGGCUUAUUCGGAAACACCUGGCCACAAAAGGCAUCCCAACCUACAUAUACUACUUUCCUAGAAGCAAGGCUGCUGUUUUUCAUUCCCAGCCCUCUUCUUCCUCAGGACAGCUGGUGCCUUAACAGGGAGCCAGCGUCAGAUCCAGUGUUUAGCAAGCAGUUGGGAAGAUCUUUGUCCAGAGCCACUGAUUUGGAGUAUUUCAAAAAGGAGUCCAGACCUCAUGGAUCCCUGAGAUACUGUGUUCUCUGAUUUCCCAUUUUGUUCUCCAGGAUGUUACUCUGACGUGGUACCUGUAAUACAGGGACACACAACUUAAUCUGGAAAGUUCCCUGGCCGUUUGUCAGGGCUCCAGUUUGCAUAGCUAUUUGCAUAAUAAAUUCUCUGUCUCUGAUCA